CACUAGACAUCGGAAAAUGGAAACUUGGCAAUUGGCAUUUGGUUGCUCCAUGUUGGACAACGACAGUCUUUCGCAGCUGUUUUAAAUCAUUUGUUAUCAGCGUUUGUAUUGUAUUUUAAUUAUAUCUAGCCACUAGCGCACUCAAUACAUUGUAUUAUCAUCCACGAAUUAUUUUACACAACAUAUUAACAAAGACAUUUUGAAAAUUGUGACCUAAAACGGAGCUCUUCAGUGACGUAAUUAGAACGGUCGACGGUCGUAAAAUUGUGAAACGCCAGUGGCUACUGUGUACUGACAAAUUUAUUGUGCGAAUGGUGCUGCAUUUGCCGUAAGUCCGUGUUAUUUUUCAAAAUGUGGGAAGUGGAUUCUGACACGGGAUCCCAGAGCGCAUCGUCGGAUGGUAUUCGACGAAGACAAGGAUGGGAUCCCGAGGCCGAGAGUCUUGCAUCCCAAAUCGAUGAGCUCGAUGAGGUCCUUGCCGAAGAGGAGGAAGGAUGUCCUCUACCAUCGACGCCCGAAGAUCAACACUUACUCGAUGCGGAAAUGGCCGAGGUUUUGAAGGCUGGUGUUUUGUCCGAUGAAAUUGAUCUCGGAGCUUUGGCGCACAACGCUGCGGAACAAGCAGAAGAAUUUGUUCGUAAGGUGUGGGAAGCGUCAUGGAAUGUAUGCCAUUUUAGACACCUGCCGCGUUGGCUUCAAGAUAAUGAUUACUUACACAGGGGCCACCGACCACCACUACCAUCUUUUAGCGCUUGCUUUGCGUCUAUUUUCCGCAUUCACACUGAAACUGGAAACAUUUGGACUCACCUACUUGGAUGCAUCGCUUUCAUCGGCGUAGCUAUUUAUUUUGUAACACGACCUUCCAUUGAAAUUCAAACACAAGAGAAGAUGAUAUUUGGAGUGUUUUUCGUUGGUGCUAUUGUUUGUUUGGGAUUUUCUUUUGCAUAUCACACACUGCAUUGUCAUUCGGAAAUGGUUGGAAAACUUUUCUCCAAAUUGGAUUACUGUGGAAUAGCUCUGCUUAUAAUGGGUUCAUUUGUUCCUUGGCUGUACUACAGCUUCUACUGCCACUAUAGGCCAAAAAUAAUAUACCUAUCAGUGGUAGUGGUGCUUGGUUUUUUGUCUAUAAUAGUGUCACUGUGGGAUAGAUUCUCUGAGCCCCGACUAAGGCCUCUGCGAGCAGGAGUUUUUAUGGGUUUUGGCCUCUCUGGUGUAGUUCCUGCCAUACACUAUGGUAUCACAGAGGGCUGGUUAAGCCAAGUGAGUAAGGCGUCAUUAGGCUGGCUGGUGCUAAUGGGGCUUUUGUAUAUUCUAGGGGCAAUGUUUUAUGCCCUGCGUGUUCCUGAAAGAUGGUUCCCUGGCAAGUGUGAUAUCUGGUUCCAGUCUCACCAGAUCUUCCAUGUGCUUGUCAUUGUUGCCGCGUUUGUCCACUACCAUGGAAUUAGUGAGCUAGCUUCAUACAGAGUGACUGUAGGAGAGUGUUCAAUACCCCAAUCCUCAAUUGCAUUCUAACUGGCCCAGUCUCAUAUGUGAUAGUAGAUCAUAGAUAAUUGAAUAAGAAAAAAAAUCACAAAUUUUCAAUAGUUUCACUGUAUAUUUUUCACAAUAAUUACAUAAUUUUUUAAAACACAUUUUUACCUAGGUUUUUUAAAAAAAAAUUGCAGUGAGGCUGAAUGUUGAUAGACACAAAUUUGUGUUAUAGUUCUGUUGGGCUUAUGUUUUAAAGUUGAUAGUUACUUUUAAUUUUGAUUAUUUAUUUGUAUAAUAGAUUAGUUAGAUGUUAUUAGUUAUUCCUUUCCUUUUUAAUUUUCUUUACAUAUGCACUUGUAAUUACACUUAAAAGUAUUACAAUUAAGUUGUAUAAAAUUCUUAAACAUCAAAUAUACUUUCAAUAUUGUACUUAAUUUAUUGGACGUACCUUGCACUAAUUAGAAUUAUUUGUGGUAGUUAGUAGUCAAUGACCACAUAUUGUGACUUACUUUUAACUUGUAAUUUGAUUCACUUUACCAUUAUUGUUUUAUAAAAAUUUAAAUGAUCCAUAUGAGACCUUAUUAUAAGAAUCUCAUUUCACUUGAGGCUAAUAAAAAUUUUUGUUUAACUUAUUUUCUGUCUUGAUAAUAUUUACCUCAUUCUUAAGAAACAUUCCAUUUUCAAAUUGAAAUACAAUGUUUGAGAUAAGUUUUUUUCAUGUUCUUUCAUAUUCUAAAAUAUGUGGUCUAAUGCUAGAUGUAAUGAAAAAUUAUAUUCUAAAUUGUUGUAAGUGUUCAUGAUAUAAAGAUUUUAUGGAAAAACGAGAAAAUAAUGCAAAAAUUAAAGCUAUUGGACAGUACAUUACUGUAGAAUGUGUGGAAUGGAGAAAAAAUAUUUUAACUAAUAAAGUUAUUAAUGUGACAAACUUUGUGUUGGAAGUUUUUGUGAUUGUUUAUUAUUUUCAUACUUAUUUUUUUUUAAUUCACACAUUAACUUGUAUUUUUGCUGAUUAUUAUAAGCAUUUCAGUAUUUGGUUGUCUGCUCAUGACUGAUAAAGACAAUAUUCACAACAAUGUUUCUGUAACUACUAAUAAAAAUUUGUAGUUUGUUUUGUUUCAAUGUACUAAUUCAUGUUAAUUCCAUUGUUGCUAGAAUAGAAAAAUAAGUAAUAUUAAACUUUAUUGUGUAGAUAUUAUCGCUUUCAGAAUUGUUUAAUUUUUUAGACCUUUUCUUGUUUUAAAUGGGAAUAAAAUGUGAUUAUGGAAUAAAGUAAUUUGAAAAAUAA
Messenger RNA from Pieris rapae (cabbage white), 2755 nucleotides. It is a transcript of the gene AdipoR, whose product is annotated as adiponectin receptor protein. The record is from RefSeq and is a predicted model, not a curated record. The transcript has a single exon. Gene Ontology annotation, molecular function: signaling receptor activity. Gene Ontology annotation, cellular component: plasma membrane. Lineage: Eukaryota; Metazoa; Arthropoda; Insecta; Lepidoptera; Pieridae. The coding region runs from base 352 to 1512 and encodes 386 amino acids. Gene Ontology annotation, biological process: adiponectin-activated signaling pathway.